Messenger RNA from Marmota flaviventris (yellow-bellied marmot), 705 nucleotides. The record is from RefSeq and is a predicted model, not a curated record. NCBI's taxonomy places the organism in Eukaryota, Metazoa, Chordata, Mammalia, Rodentia, Sciuridae.
AUGGUAUUUCAGGUUCUCAACUAUUAUUCUAUCGGCAUCACCCUGGCUAGCUGGGAAGAGGAGAGGCCCCUCUUGACUGGUCUCCAUGGGGCUGCCAAUGACAACCCACUAGAAGGAAAGUCUCGUGCAGGAAGCAAGAUUUUUUCUGGGAAACGUUCUUUGUCUGCUCUCCUUGAGGUUUCUGGGCUACUCAUUCUUCUGUCAAGCAGUGCUGUACAUGUGAAGCAAAAGGACAACCUAGAGCCACCCCCGUUUCCAAUUCAGAAGGGCUCCCUGAACCUCCUGAGGCAGAAAUGGGAAUCCAGUGAUUACCAGAGAAGUGAGUGUUGUCCUGAAGGCAGCCGCUGCAGACUCUUGCAGCUUCGGGAAAGCAAACUGCUUGAGCCCAAAGGAGAGGAGCCAUCAGCACCUGAACCUCUCCAUCCCUCAAGACUGCCUUGCAGAGCACAGGAAGAGACAUUGAGUACAGAGCCUAGAGAGAAGGGGCCUGAGCACAAAAGUGACCACUCCAGGGAACACAGCCGUCCUGAAGUGCUGAAGGAGGACUCCCUGACCAGUCGACGCAGGAUUGAGCGCUUUUCCAUUGCCCUUGAUGAGCUGAGGAGUGUCUUUGAGGCUCCCAAAAGUGAAGACAAACCAGUUGGACCAGCUGAAUAUGACCGAAAGGUAAGAAGCUAUACAUUGAGAACCUCAGUUCAUAUUUGA